AUGAAUCUCUCUGCAGAUGAACAUGAAGCCAUUGUCGCCCAGGUGCAAAUCACAAAACUCCAGAAGAAGCUCACCAAUGCGAACAAACAGCUCGCCAAGCAGAAGAAGGCGCUAGCUGUCGCACAAGCACCGACUGAAGAUGACUUUGAGAGGAUACCUGCUGAGGAGGAAGAGCCGGCCAGUGAUGCUGAAAUGGGCAUCAACCUCAUAUCUUCAUUCAGAAAGGGCCCUGCUGUGACAAUUCCCAUUCAGAAGGCUAAACUAACUCGGCGCCCUCAAGUGACCCUUCAACACCUGCGUCGUCAAGGCUCAGUGCAUGCGGUGGCCACACCGCCUACGCAAGCCUUGCAAGACCCGAACCGGCACUCGACGCAGUCCGACUCUCUGGCCACAGUGACAAAUACACCCCUAGAUCAGGAUGACACUUCAUCCAUGCGCAACCAUCCACCAUCUCAGCCAAUGGUCUUGGACUCCUCAGACCCGGAGAACAUUGAUGUCUGUGCAACUCCUACCCCCCGCACAACCACUCACAAGUGGCACUGCCCGAUGGGAGGCUCAAAUUCUCUUUCCGCAUCAACUCAAGACUGCCCAAAGUCUUCCGCGGCACGCUCAGGUUCCUCACAUGCCCCUGUCACAAAGGCAUUGAAAGCCGCGGAAUUCAUCAACAAUGAGUCUCCAAGCGGGCGUCCGAAGGCUUCUCAAUACACAGAUGACAUUAUAAGCCACAAAUCAAAUGCACGCGGAGACCUUAUCAACGAGAUUCGCAAGCAUAUUGCUGCCGCUUAUGGAUUUGUUCCUGGCGACAAACCAGCAGCUCAACGAAAGAACGUUAAGCUCUAUCAAGGUCUGAUACAUGAAUCAACAUUCCAUUACAAAGACUUUGAUCUGGACGUGGGAAGUCGUUCCGGCUUCCUGCGCAAUACCAUUGUCACGAAGUUGAUCAAGGAAUGUUUUUUCAAGAACAAGAACUCCGUCGGUAUCAAAUUUCGGAAGUACUUUGACCCGAUUCGCACGCCGACUCUAGCUCUGUUGUUGACCGGGGUUGAACACUGCAUCAAAGAGUGGUCUACCGGCAUUCAUGCUCAGGUAGCAUUCUCAGAAUUUGAGAAUAAGCCAUGGUAUCUGAACCACAUGGAAGACAUCACAAAGUGGGCGCGAUCAUCUCCUGGUGUUGUAUGCAACCUGUGUAAGAAAUGGCACGACCACGCUCGCCGUGCCACAGGUGUUGCAGAUGAUGAUGCGCCAACUGGGCAUUUGUCGGCCGCAGCAAUCGAGGACGCACAGAAGGAGUUACAGGGACACACAGGGGAAAUGGAUAGUGAGGCGGAAGAUGAUUGA
Molecule: messenger RNA, 1338 nt
Organism: Sparassis crispa
Lineage: Eukaryota; Fungi; Basidiomycota; Agaricomycetes; Polyporales; Sparassidaceae
Exons: 6
Coding region: 1-1338 (445 amino acids)
Source: RefSeq, a predicted model, not a curated record